Cydia amplana is the source of this 1351-nucleotide messenger RNA. RefSeq names its product zinc finger protein 62 homolog. Bases 1 to 1347 code for a protein of 448 amino acids. Gene Ontology annotation, biological process: regulation of transcription by RNA polymerase II. NCBI's taxonomy places the organism in Eukaryota, Metazoa, Arthropoda, Insecta, Lepidoptera, Tortricidae. Gene Ontology annotation, molecular function: DNA-binding transcription factor activity, RNA polymerase II-specific; RNA polymerase II transcription regulatory region sequence-specific DNA binding. The transcript has 3 exons. The record is from RefSeq and is a predicted model, not a curated record.
AUGUCACUGGAGGGCUCAAAGUAUGUGUGGGUAGAGUUGGAACCCGUGUGGGGAGGUGCGGCUGGCCCGCACACGAAGCAAGAGCCUGAACUUACAGAAAAUGUGAAGACAGAGGUUAAAUCAGAACCCGAGGAAAACAUGUGUGUUAGCGAGACAGCCGGGGCCGGCUUAUACUUGAAGCAUGAGCAGCCUGAGAGCGCACAGAACAUAAACCAUGCGGUACCAGAGGUUAAGGCAGAACCCAAGGACAUGUCUGACAGUGAACCAGCUCAAGCCAGCUUGUACAGUCACAUAGACCCUGAGGUGAAGGCAGCACUUAAGGCAGAGGAUCAAAACAUGUGCGGUAACAGCGCAGCUACCAUACAGACUGGCUUGGAGCAUAAGAGCGCAUACACCAGUCAGAUAGACCAUUUGGUGAUGGCAGACGCUGAGGCAGAGAGAGAGAGUCUGUGUAGCGUGAGCACGGUGGCAGAGCAGGCACUGUAUCUUAAGCAUGAGAUAAAAGAUGGACUAGUGGUCGGCCCCGAGGUAUACCAUAGAGCAUCAUUUGACUUGGCAAUUAUAAAUCCUGUACCAGAGAGAAGCUGCGCAGUCAGACUGGAGCGCAUGCACAUAGACAUGGAGCGCUGUGUAUGCAGGAUCGGAGGCAACAUGUACAAGUUCCAACUGUGUAGUGAACAAGAAAAUGAUACAACAGACGAAAGAUAUUCUCGGCGCAGCGCAGGUGAUGUAGACGAGGAGCUAUACAAAUGUCAAUCUUGUAGCUUCACCAGUGUCCAUAAACAUUAUAUAAGAGUUCAUAAAAACAUCGCCCACGCCAACGAGAAAACGUGGAAAUACAAACAGAGAAAAAACAUUGAAAAGAAACCCUACCAAUGCAAGCAAUGCAGUUACGCUUCCAACCGCAAGAUCGGACUGUCAAUUCACAAAAAGGUUCACAGUAAGGAAAAAGCCUUAAAAUGCAAUCAAUGCGAUUACGCUCACGUUCGCAAAUACGAAUUGGAAGUUCACAUAAACACCGUGCACGGGAGUGAAAAAGUCUACAAGUGCGACCAAUGCAAGUUUGCCACUGUCCGCGAAGACAUAUUCCAAUCUCACAAGAAGAUGCAUACCAAAAAUAUUCCUUACAAAUGCGACGAGUGUGAUUUUGCUACUAACGUGAAAGAUUAUUUAGAAGCUCAUAAAAAGACGCACAUUGUUGAGAAACCAUACAAGUGUGAGCAAUGCGAUUACGAUAGUGCCAGCGAAACCCUUUUGGGAAUCCACAAAAAUAUGAUGCACGGCGCCUUCGCACAAAAGAUGAGUAACGGGAAAAGAAGAAAAACAAGAAGAAAACAAAACAUAUGAUACA